Molecule: messenger RNA, 1383 nt
Organism: Meleagris gallopavo (turkey)
Lineage: Eukaryota; Metazoa; Chordata; Aves; Galliformes; Phasianidae
Source: RefSeq, a predicted model, not a curated record
AAUGGAGAGAAAGGGGGACAAAAGGGGACAAAUGAGGACAAAUGGGGACAAACUGACCCAAAAUGGGGACAGUGGGGACAAGUGGGGGACAAUGGGGACAAAUUGGGACAAAUGGGGACAAAUGCGGACGAAUGGGGACAAAUAGGGGAUAAUGGGGACAAAUGGGGACAAAUAGGGGACAAUGGGGACAAAUGGGCCCAAAAUAGUGCCAAUGGGAGCAAUGGGGACAAAUGGGGACAAUUGGGACAAACAAGGGACAAAUAGGGGACAAAUGGGGGCAAAUGGGGACAAAUGGCCCAAAAUGAGGACAAUGGGGACAAAUGGGGACAAUUGGGACAAGUAGGGGACAAAUAGGGGACAAAUGGGGACAAAUGGGGACAAUGGGACCUCAUGUGGAUUUCUCCUGCAGCCCUUGCAGUGACGGUGACAGUACAGGCAACCACCACAGAUGCCACCACCACAAAUGUCACCACCACAAGUGUCAGCACCAUAAGUGUCACCUCUCCAAACAUCACCUCCACGGAUGCCACCACCACAAGUGUCACCUCAACGCAGACAUUUGUCCCCUCAGUCGGGGCCUCCAUCGGUUCCUCCACCGCUUUACGGACCUCCAAGGAUGUCACCGCCACCCAGGUGACACCGUCAGCCCACAGUGAUUCCACCUCUCGAGUGACAACCACCGGCGUCACCUUCACUGCUGCCACCCCCACCGGUGGCACCUCCAUUGGUGCCUCUACCUCAGACGCCACCUCUACUGCUGUCACCUCCACUGUCACCUCUACUGGUGUCACCUCCACAGCUGUCACCUCCACCGCUGUCACCUCCACUGGAACCACACCGACUGCUGUCACCCCCACAGAUGUCACCUCCUCAGAUGCCACCUCUACAGCUGUCACCUCCACUGCUGAUGUCACCUCGUCUGGUGUCACCUCCAUUGAAACCUCCACCACUGCUGUCACCUCCACUUCUGUCACCCCCACCGAUGUCACCUCCUCUGCUGUCACCCCAACAACCCCUCCCUCUACCUCAGCAGUGUCCUCUACAGCCUCUUCUACAACCGAAGGACCCUCCUCUGCUGUCACCUCCUCUGCUGUCACCUCCUCUGCUGUCACAUCCUCUGCUGUCACCUCCACUGGUGGCACCUCCACUGCUGUCUCCACACCGGAUGCCACCUCUACUGCUGUCACCUCCACCGUCACCUCUACUGGUGUCACCCCAACAGAUGAAGCCUCCACUGCUGUCUCUUCCACGGCUGUCACUCCCACAGAUGUCACCUCCACUUCAGUCUCAUCCACGGCUGUAACUCCUACACACAUCACCUCCACUGCCAUUUCCUCCACCUCAGACGUCACCUCCACAGCUGUCACCUCUACAGCUGUCACC